This is a messenger RNA of Coffea arabica (coffee), 1308 nucleotides long. NCBI's taxonomy places the organism in Eukaryota, Viridiplantae, Streptophyta, Magnoliopsida, Gentianales, Rubiaceae. The record is from RefSeq and is a predicted model, not a curated record.
AUGGAGCAGAUAUUGGCCGAGGCUGCACAAUCAGGAGACAUAAACGCCUUAUAUGAAUCACUCCAAAGGGAUCCAAUCCUUUUGGAUAAAUAUGAUGAGCCAUCAUUUGUGGAUACACCUGCACACAUAGCAGCAGCUGCUGGCUCCACCCACUUUGCCAUUGAAGUCCUAAGCUUAAAGCUCUCUUUCAGCACGAAGCUCAACUCGGACGGGUACAGUCCACUGGACUUGGCACUGAGACAUGGAAAAACCCAAACAGUUAAACGGCUCAUUAAGCACGAUCCUCAGUUCAUUCGCAUCAAAGGAAGAGAGAGGUUCACGCCAUUGCACUAUGUAGCUGACGUGGGUGAUGCCGAGCUUUUGGCUGAUCUUCUAGUGGCUUGCCCAGAAUCCAUUCAAGAUUUGACAAUUCGAGGAGAAACUGCUAUUCAUAUUGCUGUGAGAAAUAAUAAUGUCAGAGCUUUACAGGUGCUUUUAGGUUGGCUCAAGAGAGCAAACAUCAAUGGACAGAUCUUGAACUGGAAAAAUGAGAAUGGAGAGACAGCCUUGCAUAUUGCAGCCUCUACAAAUAAUUUCAAGGUUGUAAAGCUCUUGAUCAAUGAAGUGAGAAUAAAUGAACAAAACUUAGAAGGAUUAACAUGCCUCGAUGCUUUUAUGGGACUCGCAACCACAAGAGAUGAGAGAAUUGCUAAAGCUUUACGCGGAGCAGGUGCUAAGAGAUCUUUAUCACUACGUCCCGUUGAAACUUUAGCCGAUUUUUUGAGUUCAAGGGAAUCAUUCACCAGAAAAGUUUUCAGACAAAUGAUUGAAUUUGAUGCUAGUAUAGAUGGUUUGUCAAGUGACAUGCGAAAUGCCCUCCUUGUGGUAGCUGUACUAUUUGUGACAGCUACCUAUCAAGCUGUACUAAGCCCUCCAGGUGGAACAUCAUCAGGAGGUGAUAGCAAUUCACAUUCCGACAACCCUUUCUAUGCACCUCAUCAAGGGGGAAAAACAGACACCAGAGGAACAGCACAAAUGGCCAUGUCUGAUUUCUCAAUUAUUGUUUACUUGAACACAGUAAUCUUUGCAGCUUCCCUUCGAAUUAUCUUCCGUCUGCUCCCCAGAACCCUUUAUUAUUAUAUGGUAUGUGUCGGAACAGCUCUAUCACUUAGCUAUAUGUAUUCAAUAGUCCUCAUAGCACCAACUUCAAUUCCUAUUCUGGCAUAUCCUGUGUUCUAUUUCUUGACGGGAUGUUCUGUAAUUAUUUCCAUGACUCUCGCUCUUUCUUCAUUCCAAGCUUCAUAUCAGCGUAUGACGGAAUUCCUAUAG